CACACCCACAGCAGGAGCGCGCACUGCCAGCCGGGCGGCUUUUCUCCUGGUGGCAUCUGACCAAGUGAGCAGCAGGGGAGAUCUUGUCUUGCUCGCUCCCUUCAUCUCCGUGCCGCCCACCUGGUAGUGGAGAGGCAGCCGAAUGGGCAGAGUCGAAGCUAGGGAAGGAAAUAUGAGCCACCUGGACUCCGAGGGAGAAGCUGAGCACCUCCAGGACUUGGGAUGGUAUCAUGGCAAUCUCUCUCGACAUGCAGCAGAAGCACUACUUCUCUCGAAUGGAAGUGAUGGAAGUUACCUCUUAAGGAAUAGCAAUGAGAAGAUUGGUCUAUACUCUCUUUCAGUGAGAGCCAAAGAAUCUGUCAAACACUUUCACGUAGAAUACACAGGCUAUUCGUUCAAGUUUGGCUUUAACGAGUUCUCUAGUUUGAAGGAGUUUGUCAAUCAUUUCGCAAACCAGCCUUUGAUUGGGAGCGAAACAGGCACUUUGAUUGUUCUGAAACAUCCCUAUCCAUGCCAAGUGGAAGAGCCAUCCAUCUACGAAUCGGUCAGGGUUCACACAGCAAUGCAGACGGGAAGGACAGAGAGUGACCUGGUGCCCACAGCUCCUUCACUGGGCACCAAAGAAGGAUACCUAACGAAACAAGGGGGACUAGUGAAGACUUGGAAAACCAGGUGGUUCACUUUGCAUAGGAAUGAAUUGAAAUACUUCAAAGACCAAAUGACACCAGAGCCAAUUCGGACACUAGAUCUAACAGAAUGCUCGGCUGUGCAGUUUGAUUACACACAGGAAAAAGUCAACUGUUUCUGCUUAGUAUUUCCAUAUAGGACUUUUUAUUUAUGUGCAAAAACAGGAGUAGAAGCGGAUGAGUGGAUUAAGAUACUACGAUGGAAAAUGUCACAAAUAAGAAAGCAGUCGGAACAGGAUGGUGGCACCAUGAGGUCUCACUCCUUCUUUUAUAAGCAGCCCCUUUCUGGCAAGUGAUGCCCGUUCUCCCCCAGAGGCAGGCUGCUCCACAAUGUUGUAAAUGCUGGUGGACUUAGGAGGAAAGCUAACUCCAAGGACAAAUAACAGAUGACUGGGUGUGUUUUUUGAGAGUGUGACACGUUGGCCAAGCCACGGAAAUGGCUGUCCUGUUCAGAUACUACUAUCUCCUGGAGUUCGCACACUCAAAUCAUCAUUUUGGUGGAAACGUGCACUUGAUAAUAAUAAAAAUAGUUCACUUUUAUCCAGCCCUUGAAGUUUUGCAAAGCGCUCAACACAUUCUCUCAUUUCAUCCUCGCAACACUCCCGUGAAGCAGGUGCUACUAAUCUCCCCAUUUUUCAGAUGAGAAAACUGAGGCUCCGAGUUCUUUGACUUGCCCAGAUUCAUGCAGUCAGUCAUUUGUCUGAGGCAGAAUUUGAAUUUAGGGCUUCUGGACUAUACUCUAUCUGCUACAUAAUGUUGCCUUAAAACUUUGGAUGCCUAUAGUGAUUUCAUUGUUACGACACAAACUUCUCCAAGGGUCAAAUGUGCUUUUCUUUCUAGUUGUAAUUUGCCAAGCUUGGAAAAAUGACAGGCAACAUGUUUUGUAGGCAGUUGAUCUACUACCUAUUAUCUGGGAAUAUGCUACUUUGGGGAACAAAGCUCUUUUCCUUUCAGUGAUGAUAUUGUUGUUCAGUUGCGUCCGACUCUUCAUGAACCCAUUUGGGGUUUUCUUGGCAAAGACACUGGAUCGAUUUGCCAUUUCCUUUCAGCAAAACAAACAUUUAUUGAGCACCUACUGAAUUCUAAGAACUGUAAUGGGAAUUAGAACUAAUAGAUAUCAAAAAUAUUAUUUUGAUGAAAAAAAUUUUUUCAAAUAUUAAAACCUGAAAGAUAACACAAGUAAGUUUAUUGCUUUGAGGUCCACUGUAUUGUCUUUUGUUAAGUACGGUAAAACAAAACAAAGCCAAAGAAACACUUCUUUAUGCUUUUCUAUGGGUAGUUGUCUACAUAGUGGGAAAGUAUAAAGUGUCAGAAAUCAAUAAAUUAAGUAGCAUGUUGCUGGAACUUGACCAUGUCAAAAACAAUGUGUGGCAUGGUGGAAAGUGCACUGGGGUUCAGGAGUUAGAGGGCCUGGGUUCAAAGCCUGCUUAUUGUCUACAUAGUCUUGGGCAAGUGACUGACCUUUCUGGGUCUCAGUUUCCUCCUCUCUAAAACGAGUUUGGCCAGAUGAGGUCCUUUUGAGCUCUAAUGACCCUAUAACCUUAAUUUUGGUAUUAAUCCAAAGACGUUAGGAUUCUUAAGCACUUACAACCUUGUAACAUAGGAACUUAUCUCCAAUGUAGCUUCCUACAAGCUCACACCAGAUUUGCUGUACCACUGUACAAAAGUACAUGCAAGAGAUCCACAAUAAAAACAGGCAUACAGAAUGCUUUAGAGCUAAGAAAAAGCAGAAUGAACUGGGUGGGGAGAGAAUAUAGAGACAGGAAAUGUUGGAUUUAUGGUCCUGGGCAAUCACCUUACCCUUUGUAAAGUGCGGGUUUCCUUGUCCUUUGUAAAGUGAAGGUGUUGGCCUGGAUCUCAAAGGCCUCUUCUAGCUCCAAAAUCUCGUAUUCUAGGAUUCUAAAAGUACUGUUGAAACAAAGCUCAUAGGUUAAGGCUCUAGCCCUCUAUAUUCACUUUGAUGCUUUCCUUUAUUUAGGUAGCAAUCUGAAGGUGAAUUUUGGAAUGAAAAGAUUUUAGUCCAGUGGACUCUUGCUCAGCCUAUACACUGAAACCAGGCUGUGGGUGAGGCCAGGUUGUAUUUUAAGGCUGUUGUUACCUCCUAUUAUUAACUCCCUGAGAGAGAGACUCAGGUUGUAGAGAAUGUUGGAUUCUGCACAUUCAAGCAAAGCUCCAAUGAGGUUUUUUUUGGAUUAUAGUGGAUACUAUGAGAUAACGCAGAUGUUCAAGCUGUACUCAAUUGGGCGAGACUUAAAAGUACAAGAAAUUGAGCAAGCAUGGAUGUAUAUUCACAGAGAAGUUAGCCUUUUUUUUAAAACAUCUAGUUGAUUGGGUCAAAAAGGGAUGAUCUUUACGUGGGGCCAUAAAUGUUUUAGAAUUAACCGUGUGCUAUUUUUAUAGGAUGUUAUGUAUUUAUUUAUAUACUUUUGCUCAGCUUAUUAAAAAUAGCAUUAUUUUCCAA
Vombatus ursinus (common wombat) is the source of this 3147-nucleotide messenger RNA. RefSeq names its product dual adaptor of phosphotyrosine and 3-phosphoinositides 1 (gene DAPP1). Bases 143 to 982 code for a protein of 279 amino acids. The record is from RefSeq and is a predicted model, not a curated record. NCBI's taxonomy places the organism in Eukaryota, Metazoa, Chordata, Mammalia, Diprotodontia, Vombatidae. The transcript is spliced from 9 exons.